Molecule: messenger RNA, 1067 nt
Organism: Columba livia (rock pigeon)
Lineage: Eukaryota; Metazoa; Chordata; Aves; Columbiformes; Columbidae
Gene: TSTD3
Product: thiosulfate sulfurtransferase like domain containing 3
Exons: 4
Coding region: 242-703 (153 amino acids)
Source: RefSeq, a predicted model, not a curated record
GCGCCGUGCGACCUGGCAAGGAGCGGGCGGCCGGGGAUCGGGGGAGUGGUGCCGGGUCCUGGGCAAAACUCUCAUCCCCAGUAGGAAGGGCGGUGGGGAAGCGGGGUUGCCCGUGGCUACCGGCCGGGCGGGAGCGUGCCUGGACCCGCCGAGAGGCCACAGGCAGCGGCAGGUCUGGCUGCGGGGCAGCUUAGAAACUCCAGGCAAAGAAAAGCAGGGGGUGCAAAGGAAAGGAGGCGUGAUGGUUUUGCUUUCGUUUGGCGAGGUCGUGGUGAAAGACCUGGAGGUGCUGCGCUGGAUUUGUGCAGGUGCCGGGGCGGCGGGGGCCGCCAGCCGCGGGCUCUGCGGCGGCGGGGCACCCGACAUCUCCUACCCGGAGCUCAAAGACUUGAAGAAGGCCAACGUUCUCCACAUAGACGUGCGGGAAAGGUGGGAGAUCGACAGGUUCGGGAAAAUACCAGCGUCCAUUAACAUACCGUUGGGUGAAUUGGUGGAAGCCCUGCAAAUGGACCCAGCGGAGUUCGAGGAGCAGUACAACCAAAAGAUGCCAGCCAAGACGGACCCUGUGGUUUUCUCCUGCUUGGCAGGAACUAGAAGUAAACAAGCACUCAAUUUCGCUAUGUCCUUGGGUUUCAGCAGAGUUCAGCAAUAUGCUGGUGGCUUUGAGGACUGGGUAAAACAUGAACCUCCAGAGAAAAAAUGAAGAUGACUACCUCAGCUGUUGCCCCAUUAAGGCUUGACUAUGGUUUGUAGAUUUUAGCAUUCAGACUACGUGCAUUCCACUUCCAGAAUACAGCCCACUCCUGUUUUCUUGUGUAAAUGGACAUUUACCUCCAAAUAGUCAUGCAUAUCAACUGCCUGGUUUGAAUUAUAUCCAAAGACUACAUGAUGCAAACAGAGGAUGUUAAAUUUGUUCAAACUUUACUUUGGGCUGGUUUUUGGUGGAAGUGUAAUAUGUGAACAGAGCCUAAGUGCUUGUUAUGUUUACUAAGAUUUUUGUAUGACUUAGUUUAUGACUGUUUAAACUGAUGAUGAUGGUACAAAUAAAAUUACCCUUUCCCAAAUAA